Molecule: messenger RNA, 3944 nt
Organism: Cheilinus undulatus (humphead wrasse)
Lineage: Eukaryota; Metazoa; Chordata; Actinopteri; Labriformes; Labridae
Product: septin-7-like
Exons: 14
Coding region: 218-1519 (433 amino acids)
Biological process (GO): cytoskeleton-dependent cytokinesis; cilium assembly
Cellular component (GO): septin complex; microtubule cytoskeleton; cell division site
Molecular function (GO): molecular adaptor activity; GTPase activity; GTP binding
Source: RefSeq, a predicted model, not a curated record
GUUGGGUCAUUUUUCUUCACAGUGCUACAUCUGGUUGUAGUAUCCGCGGCCAUAUGUAAUUUAACCUCAUUCAUUCAUUUUCAGUCGCACUUUGUUUCUUUAGUGUGUGAAUGCCGGAGGCUUUUUAAGGGCGUUUCUCCCCGCUUCGUCUUUCUUUUAAACGUUUUUUCGGUGUAUGCAUCGGUGACUGUCGGCUGGGUGGUGACAGGACAGUACAAUGAUCGAGCGACCAGAGACUGCGGUUCCGAGCAUCGCUCAGCGGAACCUGGAGGGAUACGUCGGCUUCGCCAAUCUCCCCAACCAGGUGUAUCGGAAGUCAGUCAAAAGAGGGUUUGAGUUCACAUUAAUGGUUGUAGGUGAAUCUGGUCUUGGGAAAUCAACACUCAUCAACUCUCUGUUCCUGACCGAUUUGUACUCCAAGGACUACCCCGGGCCCUCCCAGCGCAUCAAGAAAACUGUGCAGGUGGAGCAGUCCAAAGUUCUGAUUAAGGAAGGAGGAGUCCAGCUGACACUCACUAUCGUUGACACGCCGGGGUUUGGAGAUGCAGUGGAUAACAGUAACUGUUGGCAGCCCGUCAUAAAUUAUAUUGAUAGCAAGUGUGAGGACUUCCUGAAUGCAGAGUCCAGGGUGAACCGAAGAUCAAUGCCAGACAACAGAGUCCACUGCUGUCUUUAUUUCAUCGCUCCAUCUGGACACGGAUUGAAGCCGCUGGAUAUCGAGUUCAUGAAGAGACUCCAUGACAAAGUCAAUGUGAUCCCUCUAAUUGCGAAAGCCGACACUCUGACCCCAGAGGAAUGUCAGCUUUUUAAAAAACAGAUAAUGAAGGAGAUACAAGAACAUAAGAUAAAAAUUUAUGAAUUCCCAGACACAGAGGAUGACGAAGACAACAAGCUGAUCCGAAAGAUCAAGGAAAAGAUGCCUUUGGCAGUGGUUGGCAGCAACGUGGUAGUCGAGGUGAAUGGCAAGAAGGUUCGAGGUCGUCAGUACCCGUGGGGUGUGGCAGAAGAGGGCAUUUUUGUGGAGAAUGGGGAGCACUGCGACUUCACUGUGCUGCGCAACAUGUUGAUCAGGACUCACAUGCAGGAUCUUAAAGACGUCACUAAUAAUGUCCACUACGAGAAUUAUCGUAGUAAGAAACUGGCUGCUGUCACCUGUAAUGGAGUCGACAAUACUAAGACCAAGGGACAGCUCACAAAGAGUCCCCUGGCACAGAUGGAGGAGGAGCGCAGAGAGCAUGUCAUGAAAAUGAAGAAGAUGGAGGCAGAAAUGGAGCAGGUCUUUGAAAUGAAGGUGAAAGAAAAGAAGCAGAAACUGAAGGACUCAGAAGCUGAGCUGGAAAGACGCCAUGAACAGAUGAAAAGGAACCUGGAGGCACAAUACAAAGAGCUGGAGGAGAAGAGACGAGUUUUCGAGGACGAGAAGGCCAACUGGGAAGCUCAGCAGAGAAUCCUUGAGCAGCAAAAACUGGACGCCUCCAAGACAAUGGAGAAGAACAAGAAGAAAGGAAAAAUCUUCUGAAGAGAUUAAAAUCUUCUGCAGUUUUACAUAAGCUGGGUUUUUUCUUUAUCUUCUCUGAAGUUCACAUGUACUGUGGCCCCUCUAACAUACACACACAUCAGCAGAUAUAACACUACACAUUCCACAAAGUUUCUCUGAGACACAUUAAACUUUACUCAUGUAUGUCACGGACAUCAUUUUAAAUACAGAUACAAACAUGCCAGUGCCCACAAAGGCCCUCAUACUAUUAUCUCUGCAUCUGUUUUUCUUUUCAUGGGGAAUGCAUGUUUUUGUGAAAUUCUAUUUUCCUAUAUUACCUGACAAAGAGGAGAAGCUCGAGUUCCUCUGAGCUACAGUAUGGCAGGGACCAUGCAAAGCCAUUUGUACACAUGUAGUAGUUAUCGUAUGUUCUCUACAUAUUCCAUAGAUCUGCAGCUAGACGUACUAUCCCUCUCCUCAGUGCUCUUCUUAUUUUACUGUUCUCAGAAAUGUAACACAAGUGUACACACGUUUAACACUCAAAAAUUAAAACCUCACGAAGUGUGUUGAAGGUAAAUGGAGAGCAUAUGUGAAUUAAGAGAAUUGAAUAGGGUAACAGCUGAGGCAGAAGUUAGAUGCAGAUGCGGCCUGCGCACACUAACAAAUGGCACAUUGGAAUUUGUUCUCAAAAUAUAUGCUUGGUGAUGCUGGCCAGAUGGGAAUAUGUUAGUUAUAUUGAGUUGGACUAUUUUUGCUAACUGCAUUUCUUUCCAAUGUAAAUUAUUUCUUGAUUCAUGAAGUGGGAAAAUAUAACUGAGAAGGAGCCCUCUCAAUGUUAGUUAGCAAACUUGCUAGCUCUGCAAAUGGUAAAAAUCUUUUUUCAAUAUAAGAGCAAGUACACAGUCUGUCAAUUGGAGUUCUUCUGCACAUAUAUAUGAUUUUUGGGUUGUGAUAAGUUGGCCAAUGGAACUUGAUUUUGUGUAAGUAAACAAAUUUAAUAAGAUUAGUUUAGUGUCAUAACAGUUAUUUUACAACAGGAGAGAUGGUGCAACAAAGCCAGCUAGCUUAAUAUAUUUUCCCAGGAUUUGGACUUAUGUUUCCCCACUGGCCAGUGCCCUCAAGAUGGCUUCAAAGCUCACAACACUCAUGGAAAAAGGCCUUUGAAAGAGAAAUCACUGCUAAUAAUGCCAUUGGAAGUGAUUGUGUGACCAGGCUUCUAACAGGAUGGUGCCACGGUUCAGUGGCAGGUGUGGUGUGUAAGAGUAUGAGCAGGUUGUGUUACAUAAAUGCUGUGCUUGAGGUAAAUGAUACUGUGUGAUCUGAACCAAACAGGAGGAGGCAGAUAGAAAAUUUGUGUGUGAGACAGCAGCCUGAUUUUUUCAUUGCUGUGUGUUCCAUAUUUUAGUAUAAUACAAUAUGCAAAAGCCUCAUUGGUGUGUACAACUUACAGGUUACAGUGAAUUACAAAGAUGUUUUAUAUUGUGGUGUAAUUGAUGGAUGUUGUCAGAUCUGAGCCCUGAUGUCUAGCUUUCUGUGAGAAAAUCCCUUUUGUGUAUAACAGCCAAAGGGAUGAGUCAUUUUGAAAAGCUGAAAUGCUCCUUUUACCCUCUGUUCCCACCAAAAGACAACUGUGAGGAAAAGUUUGCCGGUGCAGCUGUAGCUUUGAGUCUGACUUGAAGUAUUCUUUAUUAAUGCUUCCACACACAACAUAAUACCCCUCUUUUCCUCUCAGAAUAUAUGAAGUUUAGAGUCAGAGCAGUGAUCUGCAACACGUUUGAACCUUUAAUAUACAUUUCCCAGAGUUGUAUGUUUUAUUUUCAUAUAAUAAUAAUGAUAAACACUACUUUAUGUAUGGUCAAAGAAUGAUUCCAUAUAUCCCUUGUAGUUUUCCAAAAGAACUCAUAGAUUAAUCUGUUAUUUUGAUAUACUUUUUCAGGCUGCCUGCAUUUGAAGCAAAUCCUAAAGGGACACACUUUUCCCUGUCAGCACAUAAAACAUUACCUGUAUGGAAAUGCACAUAUGGUGUACAUACUGGAGGCUGCUUUGUGGCCUUUUAUCUUGUUUAUUUCAGAUUAUAUGCCAGAAAAGAGAACCUGUUAUGUAAAACAUGUCUUAAGAAUUCAUGGAUACUUUUCAUUCAUUUAUUCAUACAUAUACUGUCUACAUCUAUGCCAAUGAGUGCAACUUCUCAGGACCGCUCUGUUGUGCGAUAUUUUAUCUCUAGGUCCAGGAGAGGCAUUGGUCCUACAGUCAAAAAAGAAGUGACUGAUUUUUUUCUUUUUAACGAUCGUGAACCACUCACCCUUCCAAUAACACCACGUUAACAUAGACUACAGUCUAGGUGGAUUUUUUGUAAUAGUUUCUUUUUUAUAUGUACACUGUUUUCUGCUUCUUUUCUUUGUUUUAUUAUAUGUUCUAUUGCUAACUGUACAUGGUUAAUAUUAAAGUUGACAAGGUUAUGCUUUAA